AAGCUCCCCAGCUCCCCGCCUACCAGGUGUCAACUCAACGGCAACUCGGCGACAGUAGAGAGCUCCUCCUGUCCUUACAACAACAAUGGCUACCGCCGAACCUCACCACCUUUUUCACGCUCCUAUUGCUGAUCAUUCGUUCUCAUCCGACAAAUCAGUUCUUGCCGUUGCCCGAGAGAACAAUGUGGAGCUUUACCAAAAGACAGGCAGCAAGUUCUCCCUGACCGAUGAGCUGAAGGGCCACGAGAAGACCGUCACCAGCGUGGAUAUCGCACCCAACUCGGGUCGCAUUGUUACUUGCUCGCAGGACCGCAACGCCUACGUUUGGGAGCAGACCCCCACAGGAUGGAAACCCACGCUGGUACUACUUCGAAUCAACCGGGCUGCAACUUUUGUGCGUUGGUCGCCAUCUGAGCAGAAGUUUGCUGUUGGAUCUGGUGCCCGCGUUAUUGCUGUAUGCUACUUUGAGGAGGAGAACGACUGGUGGAUUUCCAAGCACCUGAAAAAACCCAUUCGGAGCACCAUCACCACACUGGCUUGGCAUCCGAACUCUGUUCUCCUUGCAGCAGGCUCAACUGACUCUCAUGCGAGAGUCUUUUCCAGCUUCAUCAAGGGCGUCGAUACGCGCCCGGAGCCGAGUGCUUGGGGAGAGAGACUUCCCUUUAACACCAUCUGUGGCGAAUUUCUAAACGACUCUGCCGGUUGGAUUCACGGCGUGUGCUUCUCCCCAAGUGGAAACGCGCUUGCAUUCACCGGGCAUGAUAGCAGUGUCACUAUCGUGUAUCCUAGUGCCCCCGAGCAGCCUCCCCGCGCCAUGCUGAAUAUUUCGACACGUCUUCUUCCAUUCAACAGUUUGAUCUGGAAUGGAGAGAACGAAAUUAUCGCCGCUGGCCAUGACUGCGAGCCAUAUCGCCUUCGUGGAGAUGAAAAUGGUUGGCAAUUGGAGGGCACUAUUGAGAACAAGGCAGGAGCUGGCGCCGGCAGUGUCCGCGAAGAGUCUGCCCUGAACAUGUUCCGUCAAAUGGACUUGAAGGGACAGACGCAGGCCGACACGCAGCUCAAGACCGUUCAUCAAAACACCAUCAACACAAUUAGAGUCUAUGAGGAUACCGCUGGCUCCGUGCACAAAAUAAGCACAAGCGGAGUUGACGGCCGUGUCGUCAUCUGGACCAUCUGAGUUGGUUCUUGGGCUGAGCUUCAUACAAAUAGUCACAAAUAGAGAUAUAAUAAAGAGUAACAAU
Messenger RNA from Aspergillus nidulans FGSC A4, 1241 nucleotides. Its product is annotated as WD40 repeat domain-containing protein. Gene Ontology annotation, biological process: actin cytoskeleton organization; actin cortical patch organization; Arp2/3 complex-mediated actin nucleation. Gene Ontology annotation, cellular component: actin cytoskeleton; cytoplasm; actin cortical patch. Gene Ontology annotation, molecular function: ubiquitin binding; actin filament binding. The coding region runs from base 86 to 1177 and encodes 363 amino acids. The transcript has 4 exons. Lineage: Eukaryota; Fungi; Ascomycota; Eurotiomycetes; Eurotiales; Aspergillaceae. The record is from RefSeq and is a predicted model, not a curated record.